Molecule: messenger RNA, 8281 nt
Organism: Lytechinus pictus (painted urchin)
Lineage: Eukaryota; Metazoa; Echinodermata; Echinoidea; Temnopleuroida; Toxopneustidae
Product: sterile alpha motif domain-containing protein 9-like
Exons: 3
Coding region: 58-5124 (1688 amino acids)
Cellular component (GO): cytoplasm
Source: RefSeq, a predicted model, not a curated record
AAUCACUUCGGAGUCACUAAUGAGAACAAGACCUUGCUUAUCAGUGAAGACCAACCCAUGGAGGGAUUGGCAGAGGUUCAACUCAACGUUACUCAUCCCAACCAGUUGGUGAGGGAAGAAGCCCAAGGCAAGCUGCAAGCCGUCCUUGAAGCAGGCUUUUCAGAGUAUAGGUUAGUGCGAUACACAGAAGCAGCAGCACAAGAAUUUCUUGAAGGGCUGAAGGAAUGGCACCUGUUUUUCAAGCGUCACUCAGAAACGGUUAAGUCCUUGGCAAAGAUCAUAGUGAGAGAUGGAAUGUACAAGUUAAUUGGAUUGACUGUUGAUUCCAUCCACCUCCAUGUGAAGGUGUAUACCAUGGAAGGGCUACGUGCCCUACAAAUGGACAUUCAAAGUGGCUGCAUCGGACGUGAGCUUGGCAAGGUACUCGUCUCUGAUGAAACCAAGCAGCAGUUUCCAGAAGACAUUGUUUUAGAUGUUGCUGCAGAAGGUAGUGAUGCCUGGAAUUUACUUUCGUAUGCAGUCGAUGACCCAGAUGAACAAAUCACUGGGCCAUCAAAAGACUUGAAACAAUCAAGGCAUGCCAUAAACCUUGAUGAGCAGCAGCCUACUGUCAGAAGCCAUGAGGAAGAUCAGUCUGGUACUUCUUCAGCAACAUCCAGAGAAGGUGCUUCAGUGCCAUUUCAAGUACCAAUGAAGCAAGAGAUGUCGGACAAUGUUACCAAGAAAGGCUCAGAUUCUGAGGCUGACACCAAAGAAGCAUUUUCAGGGAAAGCAUCUAAAAAAAUGGAAGACUGGACAGAAGAGGAAGUAGCCCUCUGGCUUAAACAUCAUGUACACUUUUCAGAUGAAAUUGUCAGUAAGUUGGAAGGGGUGGAUGGUUUCACGUUGGUUAGGUAUGAUACAACUAAACUGAAAAAAGAUUUUGAACUCUCUACAGGGUAUUGCAGAAGAUUAGAUGAACGGAAGAAUGAUUAUCUUGAAAAGGAACAGAUUGGCAGGGGAAACUGUAGAGGAUCUGAUUCAUCUGAGAGCUGUGGUAGAAUAUCAAAUGCAAGUGCAUUAGAUGGAAUGUCAAUUGCACCUGAAUCAGGUGUACCACAAUCAGUAUCAUUACCAGAUGUACAUGCACCAGUGCAACAAGCAGAAUACCUGCAGACCUCGCCUUUACUUACUCAUGCAAGUGGACCCUCCAUAUAUUUGGAGGGUUCUGAUGAGAAACAUACAGUAACAACUUCUUCAUCAAUGGGAGUUACAGUUACAUCUCUGAACUCUGUUGAAUAUAUGAAAGAAAUGAAGCCACAAUGCUUCACCUCUUCCACACCUAGUACAGCAGAAACAGAUUCAGUACUACCUUCAUAUGGUCAUAGAGAAAUGCAGGAAUCUGUUCACCAACCAUCUGGACCAGGAGGUAAGGAAAGUGACUCAAAUACAGGAAAAAGGCUUACCAAUCUUCUUCUUGGGUCUGACAGAGGUGAACUUGAUUCAUCCUAUUAUCCAGUUCUGGUUGUGAACACACCCUCUCAACAGAUGAGCCCUGCAGAGGUAGGAGAACGUUUUGGUUUCAUGGCUUCUGUCAAAUGGAAUGUCGUCUUUGACUGCAACGCAUAUUCCAACAAGGUGGGACUUUGCCAGUAUGUGAAUAAGAGGAAGUCACUCAAGAUCUUGGAUGCAGAUACAUUCACAGAGACCAAGGAUGUAGAUGAGCUCAGAGAUGGAAUCGAAUUUCCAGAGACUCCUGUAUGGGUAUUCCCUAACGGUCGGAAUGAUGUGAAUGUGAAGGGAAUGGACAAGUUGUCAGAUAUAGACUGGAUGAGAGAGAGAUCGCAUGCAGUCCUGAACACUGUCCGGUUCUUCGCUGAUCCUGGUGUCAUUCCACCGGGCAGAGCCGUUGUUGUGUUCCUUCUUCUUUCAUAUUCAGAUAUCAUGGUGAUGACUCAGUUAUUCAGGGAAUUUUACACUUCCAAAUCCUUCCAGGACCUGAAACGUUUCACCAUCAUUGCAGAGGAUCAAAGUGUACUGCAUAGGUGGAUUCAGCAUCUUGAAAGUCAGAGCAUUGUUUCAAGCAAGAACAUGAUGGAAAGAUGUCUUGGGGGAGUGGAAUGGCAAGAGAUCAACACAUGUAUGAUGAGACUUCUAGGAUCCUGUGAAACUGGUUUGCCAUUUCUUCCAAUGGUUCGAAGAGGACAGUGUGAGCUCCUGAAGAAACACCAGAGUCAAUGGUCAGACAUAUCUGUACUAGCAAAGAAUGAGUGCGAAAACACGUCAAUGGAUGAGAAUAAUCCUGAGUUCUUGAAUUUUGUUCAAGAGAAAGAGUCUCGAUUCUAUCAAGGCCAUGGGGUUGACUGGUGGAAUUUCUAUCUCUCUGAGAAGAAGUUGAAUAGAGGCAAAGGGUACAAUCAUGUCCUGAAGCGUCAGAAUUACAAAAAGCUGUAUGAUAAUGUCUUGAAACUUCUCACCUCUCCAGGCAAGAAAGUUUGCCACAUUUCCAUGGCAACUGUCUUUCAUGAACCAGGAGCAGGAGGCACAACGGUUGCAAAAAACCUUUUGUGGGACUUGCAUCGAGACUACAGAUGUGCAGUUGUCAAUAGGGUCACCGAUGACACUGUUAAACAAAUCCUUGCCUUUCACAAAUAUGGCUAUGAGGAAGGCCAAAAACCAGGACCAGUCGUUCUCCUCAUGGAAAAUCUGGACUCCGACACUAUGCGACCAUUUCUACUCAGUUUGGAAGGAAAAACAAGGUACCUAGAAGACAAUGGAUUGGCAUUUGUCCUUGUCCAUUGCAAGAGAACUUCUGAGCCACAGUUUCUUCAGAAGAAAGAAGAACCCAAUCCAUGUGUUUCUGUGGAACAUAAACUGUCAAAAGAAGAGAAAACGUGGUUCUCAAAGAAGACUAAAGAUCUUGAACAGAAGGAUGUGUUCAGUGAAGAAAAGUCCCCACAUAAACUUCUUACUUUCAUGGUAAUGAAGAAAGAAUGUGAUCCUGAUUACCUGAGAAAGGUAGUGAAGGGCAUUCUCUCACCGCUUAACAUUAGGACUGACAAGAAAGUCAAGAAUGGUGUCAAUCUGCUAAAAUACGUGUCUGUGAUACAAAGAUACAAUCCUGAUUUCGCCAUGCCAGUUUCUGCGUGUGAUGGCUUUAUGAAAAGUCAAUACAGAUUGACAUCUGGAGGUCGGCAUCAGUCACUGGUACCUUGGGAAAAAGAUAAGCCACAAUACCUCAACCUGCUUCUCCGUGAAGAAUUCAUUGAAGAUAUAGAUGGCUGUGUGAAAGGUCUUGCUAUUGUCCAUCCUGUGAUUGCAAGUGAGAUUGUGCAUCAACUUGGUGAAAUCUCUGAACAAACAACUGCUGACAUGUUCCUUGAACUUCUUGAAAAGUCAACAAUUCUCGACAACUUGUCACACAGCAAAGGUUAUGUUCAAAAAAUCUGCAGAGAUUUGAUGGUCAGAAGAUUGAAGAAAGAGUAUGGAGAUGAUAAAGAAACAUCUUUUGCCCCUUUCAUUUGCGAUGUGUACAGAGAAAGUAAAGAGAAGGCAUUCAAGAUCAUGGAAGUUGGCAUCAAUAAAUUCCAAGACCCAUACAUUGCACAGCAGAAAGCACGACUUCACAGUUUGCUUGAAAAUGAUUUCGAAAAUGCGGAGCAAGCCAUCAAUAUUGCACUUAGAAUUGCGAGCAACAAUUCAUACUUCUGGGACACAAAGGGGAUCAUCUUACGAGAGAAGAUGUCACAAUACGAGUGCACAGAAGAACAAAUCAGUGACAGUGAAAUGAAAAAUCUUUUGGAUACUUUUGAGGAAUCUUGUGCUGCAUUUCAUACAGCCCAACAUGUUAUGGAAGAAGAGACAACAGGCAGGAAUUACGCUGGUUUCUCGGGAGAGAUUGCCACAAUUUCUAAAUUCUUAGAGAUUGUACUGAAGAGAGUAAAACCCUUCUGUUACUAUAACAGAAAAGGACUAGAGACUUUGCAAAUGUAUUUAGUGACAGAAUACAUUCCUCCAGAUCUGGAGCUACAUGUACCAUCACUGCACGAUUUUAAUGAUACUAUGAAGUCAUUGUCAGAAAGGGUUGAUAAAGCUAUUUUGUGUUUUACCGACUACCUUACGCAAUGUGCAACACAACGAUUUGAUAGACCGUCAGUAAGAAUUCUUGAAACCAAAAUGCAGAGAAUGUACGAAAAAAGAAACCGUUUCUUUGCUUUGUCAUCUCAAGCUCCUGAGAGGGAAAAUGUGUUUUCACAGUAUCCUGUGGAAACUGUGUAUGCAAAGAGACGAUCUGAAGUUAAAAGGAUGUAUGCAGAUGGAUACAACAACAUCUUUAACAUGGCUUCAAUGAACAAAGUAGAAGAUCUCAGGCGAGCUCAAUCCUUGCUCCAGAAAAAUCUUCAAGUUGAAUGUCCAAAUCUGUUUGACAUCAGAAAUUAUGUGUUUACAGUCUUUGCUUUGUCAGUCUGUACCAACGAUGGAUUGAAUGAAGAGGAAGCUCGAAAGUCUGUGAACAAGUUGAAGAUGAUGGAAGAGGAAGGCAAUGGGUUUUAUGGCUUAUUCUUUGAGAUGCUGUUGAACUGGCCAGAUGACACCAGAACAGCCAGAAGAAGGCCAAUUAGAGAGACAAUACGAAAACUGCAUGACAAGUGGGAAGGUAGAUACUCCAAUAAGGUAAAUGCGGAGUCUCAGCAUAAUCGAUCCAAACGAUCCAGAAUUCGUGCAAUUUCCAUCCCCUGCAAGGCUUCCACAGAGUUUUACCUUGGACAGGAUAAGACAUCUCAAUUUGUCCACCGUUAUUCACUCGGCCGGCGAGUCACAUAUGACACAUGGAGAGAAGACUCCAUCAAGAAGAGACUCAAGAGGUUAGAUGGAGUCUUGAACAGUAAACACUUUGUCCUGUACAACCCAGAAGGAGAAGAACCAGUUAAAAUUUCUCUGUCCAUUCCCAUCAAGGGUCUCCCUAGCCAAGAACCUGUUCAGUUCUACCUAGGGUUCUCAUUUGCUGGCCCCUUGGCAUAUGACGUAGUGUACAAGGACAACAGGGAGACUCCUUUCAUUGCAAAGGAGAGUUCUGCAAACUAUCCUAGCUAUGUUAAUGAAGUGCAUGAUAUUGAGGAAGGUUCUGGUAGCUAUGAAUGCUAGGAUUCUAUGUUACAGAAAUGUGGGCUACACAGAUUAUAUUGCUUCAGAGAAAGCUGUCUAGCAUAACUAUGCUCUAUGUCUUUCAGAAUAGACAUUCUGUGAAGGUCAUUUUGCCUCCGACGAAGAUUCUGCUAGGAUCGAAAGCUUAGGCACCCUUUUGACUUUUAAGGAUAUUUUCAAAAUUAUUUCAUGGCUUAAUACUUAUAGCAGAAACCAGGAUGAAGGCAAUCUGAAUAUUUUCAAUGUAAAUUGCUUUACUGGUUAAUUUGUAGGUGUAUUAACGCUGUAUUUCGUGAUUAACGUGUCAUCUUUGAUAGUCCUCUUUGAUUAAUGACUAAGUGUGUUUAGGUGUGAGCGAAUACAAUGGAAUUUCAGGCUUACUCUAAAUAAAUAAAAUCUAUUUUGAUUUGGUUCCACAUCAAGAUCUUAGACGUUCCUAGAUAUAUAAAUAACUCCUAUAAAUAUGCCUACCUACUACUUCUAAAGUAUUGAAUGAACAUAAAAUUGCAGGAUAUACAGUCAUUCGAUAAGUUAUUUACCCUUUGUAUGGGGGUGAUUUAAGAUUUAUUUGUAAAAUUUGUUUAGAUGUAUAUUUGUAGUUUUUUCUGUUUAUAUCUAAAGGAACUGUUGCUUGACUGGCGCCACGAGCCUCUUCAGAUAGUGUGUGCGCUUAUUAUCACCAUUAUUUAUUAUUAUCAUUAUUAUAAGUGGCAGAAAUGCUUGCAUUAUUUCAUUGGUUCAAAGAAGAUUCCACUUUUUUACUUUGAGGCUUGUAAUUUUUAAGAAGAGUGUGAUACAAGUGUUAUCAGGUAUCCAGUGUACAAGUUGUUUAAUCAGGAACUUAUUUUGAAUUCAUACCCUGAUUCCCCUGAUUCUUGCAGGUUUUGUGUAGAAUAACUGAACAGAUACAUGUAUGUUGCUAACUGGAAUAAAAGAAGUUCGGUAUUUAAUUUUUGCAUUUGGCAAAGAGGGGUGAAUUCAUCUUUAUUACAGUGGAUUUUUGUCAAUUUAUAAGAAUUUGUUUGAAAAAGCGGUUAGAUCCACUUUAGACCAUUCUGAGAAAAUCAUGGUUUUUUUUAUUAUCCCAUAUUGCAAUAUUCUUAUGCGAAACUAAAUUGCCAUGAUAAACUACCUACCAUGUGAACUUAAAAUUGGGUAUAAAAGAAAUCCACUUGUUUUCAUAUCUUUUGAAUAUUUCUUUAAAAAAAAAUCACCAUUGUGGAUCUACAAGUAGCCAGUUUGCAAAGAAACUUAAAUGGAUCCAAUCCCUGUUGAAUAAAAAAAAAAAAAUUUCUUUAGCAUUCUUAUUCACAUUUUGACGGGAAUUUCAACUUUUGUUUGGUAUCAGAGCGACUAAAAAUCUAUACAUUGAGACAAAAAAUUAUCAAAUUUUAUGAAAAAAUUGAUCACACCCUUUUUGCAUAUGAGCUGUUCAGAAGAUUUUGUUUGCAAAAGGGGUUAGAUCCACUUAAGACUAUUUCAAGAAUAUAUAUUUUUUUAAUUCUCCCAUAUUGCAAUAUUCUUAUGUGAAACUGGAUUGUCAUGAUAGCCUACAAAAGGAACAUGAAAUUGGGUAUAGGAGAAAUCUGCCUGGUUUCAUAUUCUUUUAAAUAUUCCUUUCUAAAGAUUACCUUUGUGGAUCUAACCCCUUUUGCAAACGAACUGCAAUGGAUCUAAACCCCCUUUUUUAAAGUGAUUUUUCUUUGCUAUUUUUGUCCACUUUUUAAUGGGAAUUUCCAACUUGUCUUUGCUAUCGUCUCAGAGAUACUAAAAGUCUAUACAUUGAGACCAAAAAAGGUCAAAUUUGAUGACAAAUGGAUCUACGCUGUAACCCCCUUUUGCAAUUGAGCUCUACAAUAUGUGACCACCUUUUUGCAACUGAGUACUACAAUAUAUAGAAAUGUAGCGAGUCUUUUCUUUUUAAAGACGAUUUUACGUCAUUUGUAAAUAACAAGGUUACGACGUGCUUGUCUAAAAAUACCUGCACAUUGUAUACUAUUGUGACUUGAUAUGUAAAACAUGUUUUGGUGUAGCUUUUAAUAGGAAAACACAGCAUCCCUUCUCGUAGAUGUUAAUGUAAGUGUUUUAUCCGUAAAGAUGCCAUAAAAAUUACUCUUAAUUAACUGUUUUUUUUUAAUUUUUUUUAUUUGCGGAUUUAGCUAAACACCAGAUAUAUAUCCAUUCGAUAGAGAGGACAGAUUUCUGUCAGAUAUUAUUGUAGAAUAAGCGCAUUUCAACCAUUUCAUAAACACCCUUUAUGGGCGCCAGGACCGGUAUUCAAUUCAGAGCACCUAUCAUUUUAUCUGGCAAAACGAAAUGCUUAUACUUUUCUUCAUAUCACUUCUAAUAUAAUAUUCAAAACUCAGGCAACAUACUUAAUAAUAAACGAUUGUGAUGUCUAAUUGUUUAAUGCGCAGUGUCUGGGCACAGGAUGUUUGACGGUGUGUAUGCCUAUUACGUGAAGAGUUUGCCUUAAAAGAAAAAUUGUCCCUUUUGCUUUUUUUUGUAAUUCGAUGUAUAUGAUUUAAUGAUUGUUACAUUGUUGUUUUUAUAUUGCUGUGAUUAUGAACGCACCGCAUGCACUGAGAGUGUUACUGUUGUAAAGAUCUCUAUUCAAAUAAAUAAGUAAACAAAUAUAUAGUUUCUUACCCUCAAAUAUCAGUAGGAUUUACCUUUUGAGCCUUGGUAUAUAAGGAACAACAUGUGGGACUUGGGUGAUGUGAUGAGAUAAUGGAAGUUUCUACUUUCAGUGUAAUAUUUUGAUGUUUUUUCCUUUUUCAGUUUACGCCUUAUAUACUGUUCUGAGUGGAUAUAAUAAAUAAUAUUUUCAUUGAUAUUUUAAUUAUCAUAAUACCCUCUUUUAUUCAUCUUUGAUAUCUAUUACAUAUCAAAUGGAUUUGGUGGUUUGUGUAUAUAAUUCAGUGUUAGUAAAUAAUUCAGAAUAAUAAUGACGAAUUCGACCCUAACUGGGUGUUUUAUGAUGUAAAUUGUUUUAAUGUUCGUUUCAUUUAUUUGUCUUCCAUAUUUUACUUAAGACUAUUAUAAACAUUGAUUUGACAUAUUAAAUGUGUAUACUAAAAUAACCAAAUUUGAUAAUCGAUGUAAAUAUAAAAAUAUGUUACAUUGGAAACUGACGAGUCACAGCUUUAGCAUGUGU